ACAUAUAUAAGUUAUGUACUGUGAUAUAAGACUUAAUUAAUUAUUUAGUUUUAAUUAUCUGAGGCAAAAUUUGUUUUAGAAAGUUAACCUUCAAAUUAGUACCUACCUUAGCACUUUGGGACGUGUCAUCCUGAAUUCCGUAAAGUUGUAGAAAUGAAUAAAGUACGUGUAGAACAAUAGUUAAGCUGUGAUAAAGGAUAAAUAAAACAAUACUUUAAUUUAUUAUAUAAGUCAAUAUGAAGCAGAAAGAUGCCAAAGCACAAACACUGAAAUAUGUGAGCCUUGUAACACUUACAUUGCAAAAUGCAGUUCUUGGUUUGAGCAUGAGGUAUGCUAGAACGAGAGAUGGAGAUAUGUUUCUUUCAUCGACAGCUGUUCUAAUGUCCGAAGUAAUAAAAUUGGUCACCUGCAUUGCCAUAGUAUAUGUUGAAUCUGGAGGAGUAUUAGGACUUUUUGAAAGUUUAGAUAGAUCAAUAGUAAGAAAUAAACUCGACACAUUAAAAGUUUGUGUCCCCUCAUUGGUUUAUGUUGUACAAAACAAUUUGCUAUACGUUUCUGCCUCUCAUUUAGAUGCAGCCACUUAUCAAGUAACAUAUCAGCUGAAAAUAUUGACAACAGCCCUGUUUGCAGUUUUUAUCCUGAAAAAAGAGCUCAUAAAAACCCAGUGGAUUUCACUGGUUACCCUAAUAAUCGGCAUAGUUUUGGUGCAACUUGCCGAUUCGAAAGAAGUUGUUGUUAGUGGACCUGAGCAACACAGAAUCAUAGGCUUUCUAGCUGCGCUAUCAGCCUGCGUUUUGUCAGGGUUUGCGGGGAUUUAUUUCGAGAAGAUUUUAAAAGGCAGCGAUGUUUCCGUUUGGAUGAGAAAUGUGCAGCUGUCUCUCUGCUCGAUACCAUUCGGGUUGGUUACUUGUUUUGUGUCUGACGGCGAUGUUAUCAGGAACCAAGGAUUUUUCUUUGGAUAUGACAAGUUUGUUAACUACUUGAUCCUUUUGCAAGCUUGCGGCGGUCUUAUUGUUGCCGUCGUCGUGAAAUAUGCCGACAAUAUUUUAAAGGGUUUCGCCACUUCAUUGGCGAUUAUUAUCUCUUGUGUCGCAUCAAUUUAUAUUUUUAGUUUUACUCUGACUAUGCAAUUUGUAUUGGGGGCUGCUUUCGUUAUAUUUUCCAUAUUUUUGUAUGGUUAUACACCUAAACCAACAAUUUUAUCUCCUAUCACUCACAGAAUCUAA
Molecule: messenger RNA, 1226 nt
Organism: Brassicogethes aeneus
Lineage: Eukaryota; Metazoa; Arthropoda; Insecta; Coleoptera; Nitidulidae
Source: the annotation of a GenBank genome assembly